Molecule: messenger RNA, 1812 nt
Organism: Boeremia exigua
Lineage: Eukaryota; Fungi; Ascomycota; Dothideomycetes; Pleosporales; Didymellaceae
Product: ALG6, ALG8 glycosyltransferase family-domain-containing protein
Exons: 2
Coding region: 19-1770 (583 amino acids)
Biological process (GO): protein N-linked glycosylation
Cellular component (GO): endoplasmic reticulum membrane
Molecular function (GO): dolichyl pyrophosphate Man9GlcNAc2 alpha-1,3-glucosyltransferase activity
Source: RefSeq, a predicted model, not a curated record
AAAGCUCCAGCAGUCGCCAUGGCAUCACCAGCGGCACACAAGCCGCGCAGACGGAGGAAGAUCGAAGAGGGCUCUCUCGCCCAUGUUAAUCACGGGACACUCGAUUUCGACGAAAACACCAAUGCACGGAAGCCUGCGUUCCCGCUCGUUGCUUUCCUUUGGCCAGCCAAGGGUACUGUGUCGCUAUGGGUGACAAUACCUCUAAUCUUGAUGGCCGUUGGCCUCUUUCGAUGGACCGUCGGUCUAUGGGGCUAUUCUGGCUACCAAUCGCCUCCUAUGCACGGAGACUUUGAGGCUCAACGGCACUGGAUGGAGAUCACCAAGCAUCUCCCCGUGUCGCAAUGGUAUUUCUACGAUUUGCAGUGGUGGGGCCUGGACUAUCCACCCCUCACGGCCUACCACAGCUGGGUCUUAGGCGUCAUUGGCUCCGCCAUCAAUCCAGAAUGGUUCGCCCUCGACAGGUCGCGUGCACUUGACGAUCCCAACUUGAAGAUAUAUAUGCGAGCGACCGUCUUCGUCUCCGAAUACCUUGCCUACGUACCGGCACUCGUUGUCUUCCUCCGUCGGUACACGAAGUCAGAAGGCGUCAAUGUGUGGGAGGGCUCGAUCGCGCUGGUCGCGAUACUCCUCCAGCCAGGCACCAUCCUCAUCGACCAUGGGCAUUUCCAGUACAACACCGUCAUGCUCGGUUUUACCGUUGCAACAAUGUCGAGCAUGAUUGCUGGCCGGCCACUGUGGGGCUGCGUCUUCUUCGUAGCCGCACUCGGAUUCAAGCAGAUGGCUCUCUUCUACGCCCCUGCCGUCUUCGCAUACCUGUUAGGGAUCUGCGUUUUCCCCAGAAUCAACAUGGUGCGAUUCUUCUCGAUCGCACUUGUAACGCUUGCGGCUUUCGCAGUGCUGUAUCUGCCUUUCUUGGUGGGCGUGGCCUACGACAUCUACAGAGGCAUCUCAGACAAGGGGCUCCCAGUACCUCCACUCAUGGACUCAUUGCCAAUCCGAUGGGAUACUAACGCCUGGUACUACUCUGUUGUUCUGCAAAUGUCGCAGUCAAUCCAUCGGAUCUUCCCUUUCUCCCGGGGCCUGUUUGAGGACAAGGUUGCUAACAUUUGGUGCACUAUCCAUACCUUUCACAAGUUGUACCGCUACCCACAGCAACUUCUUCAGCGUGCAGCUCUGUUGGCUACUUCCGCCGCCAUCUUACCGCCGUGCCUGAUCAUAUUUUUCAAGCCGAAGAAGGAGCUCCUGCCUCUUACUUUUGCAGCAGUAUCUUGGGGGUUCUUCCUGUGCUCGUACCAGGUGCAUGAGAAGAACGUGCUUCUCCCAUUGCUGCCGAUGACCCUUUUGCUAGGUGGACAAGAAGGUUUGCUACCAUCGACUCGCGCCUGGGUCGGACUUGCCAACAUGUUGGGCAUCUGGACAAUGUUUCCUCUCUUGAAGCGGGAUGAGCUUCGAGUCCCGUACUUUGUCAUCACACUCCUCUGGGCCUACUUGCUGGGCCUUCCGCCAACCUCCUUCGCCGCGUACCACGAGGGCAGUCAGAAUGGUCUCAACUUGCUUAGCAAAAUCAUCCAUCUUAACAUAUAUCUGGCUAUGGUGGGCUGGCACAUUGCUGAGGCUUUCUAUCCUCCACCAGCCGACAAGCCAGAUCUGUGGGUGGUUGCAAAUGCCAUCGUUGGCACAGGUGGAUUUGGCAUCUGCUACCUCUGGUGUCUGUGGCGACUGGUUACCAAGAGCGAGAUUCUUGGACAAGCGAAGAGCAAGACGCAGUAGUCUGCCUCGGUCUCAUUGCAUUCUUUCGAAAGAUACCCCGGC